UCCGAUCUCAAGGAAAAGGCCGCGGACGACCUGUGGGCAUUUUAAUUCACAAGUCCCGGGUUUACGUGGAGGAACGAGACUAGUAACGUACUUUGACCUUUAACCUCUAGCCGGUGCAGUGGAGGGAAACGCCUCCGUCUCUAUAUAAGGACUUUUCCGGCCGGCCCGGGCCCUUUUUCCCUUAGCGCCGGCCGCGGGCUUCGGGCGCUCUCUCCGUCCGCUACUGCCGGCCUCCGGGAUCCAGCCGACGCCAUGGGUUUCGGAGACUUGAAAACCCCCGCCGGCCUCCAGGUGCUCAACGAUUACCUGGCGGACAAGAGCUACAUCGAGGGGUACGUGCCAUCACAAGCAGAUGUGGCCGUAUUUGAAGCCGUCUCUGGUCCUCCGCCUGCUGACCUGUGUCAUGCCCUGCGCUGGUAUAACCACAUCAAGUCUUAUGAGAAAGAGAAAGCCAGCCUGCCAGGAGUGAAGAAAUCUCUGGGCAAGUACGGCCCUUCCAGUGUGGAAGACACCACGGGCAGUGCAGCUGCAGAUGCUAAAGAUGAUGAUGACAUCGAUCUCUUUGGCUCAGAUGAUGAGGAGGAAAGCGAAGAAGCAAAGAGGCUCCGAGAAGAGCGCCUUGCACAGUACGAAUCAAAGAAAGCUAAAAAGCCUGCGGUUGUUGCCAAGUCUUCCAUCUUAUUAGAUGUGAAGCCUUGGGAUGAUGAGACAGACAUGACAAAAUUAGAGGAGUGUGUCAGAAGCAUUCAAGCAGAUGGCUUGGUGUGGGGCUCUUCCAAGUUGGUUCCAGUGGGAUAUGGAAUUAAAAAGCUUCAGAUCCAGUGUGUAGUUGAAGAUGACAAAGUUGGAACAGAUAUGCUGGAAGAGCAGAUUACUGCCUUUGAGGACUACGUGCAGUCCAUGGAUGUGGCUGCUUUUAACAAAAUUUAAACCCAUCCUCAGUCAGUGCACUUGAAUAAAAGCUUGAAAACAA
This is a messenger RNA of Phodopus roborovskii (desert hamster), 973 nucleotides long. RefSeq names its product eukaryotic translation elongation factor 1 beta 2 (gene Eef1b2). Gene Ontology annotation, molecular function: translation elongation factor activity; guanyl-nucleotide exchange factor activity. The transcript has 6 exons. NCBI's taxonomy places the organism in Eukaryota, Metazoa, Chordata, Mammalia, Rodentia, Cricetidae. Gene Ontology annotation, cellular component: cytosol; eukaryotic translation elongation factor 1 complex. The coding region runs from base 253 to 930 and encodes 225 amino acids. Gene Ontology annotation, biological process: translational elongation. The record is from RefSeq and is a predicted model, not a curated record.